Messenger RNA from Ceratina calcarata, 9431 nucleotides. It is a transcript of the gene Nuak1, whose product is annotated as Nuak family kinase 1. Gene Ontology annotation, biological process: intracellular signal transduction; microtubule cytoskeleton organization; protein phosphorylation. The coding region runs from base 621 to 8087 and encodes 2488 amino acids. Gene Ontology annotation, molecular function: ATP binding; tau-protein kinase activity. Lineage: Eukaryota; Metazoa; Arthropoda; Insecta; Hymenoptera; Apidae. The transcript has 13 exons. Gene Ontology annotation, cellular component: cytoplasm. The record is from RefSeq and is a predicted model, not a curated record.
AUUCGCCACAUUCUUAAUUUUGGAAAUUAUUUGAAAAAUGAGAAGGGUGUCGUUUCUAGCGACGAAAGUCGUCAUUAGGAAAUGAGAGUUGGGCAUGAUGGGAUCACUGAGGCGGUGGCGGGACUUAGGAUACUGAAUACUAAACGUUGAAUACAAUAUAAGUUGUUGUGUAGAGAACUACGUCCAAUGAUGGUGGUGGCGAUGUAAUUCAUUUCAUCAGCCCGUUCCCACUCUUAUUGUUAUUAAUAGUUCGAGUCCGAGCACUUUCGCACGUAACACUCGCAGCUCACAGCUCCGAUCAUAGUUCUCGGCCAUCGGCGGCGCUCUAGUUCUAGGUUCUACUAGUCCAAAAUUAGUAAAUAAAGAUGGUGGCAAUCCGUGGGCUGUGUGCAGUAUCGUCAAGCGAAAAAUGUCUGGUAAAAUGAAGUGGAAACGGAAAACGUGCGCGAACUCGACGAAAUAUACGGAAGUCGUGGAGACUUAGCGAUCGAAUUGUUCGUAAGGACGAUAAUAUCGGUGUGUACAGUGUAUCUUUCUCGUAGUUCCCCGGGAGAGGAUAGCAGCCGCAAAAAGAGGAUAAUUUGGCUCCAGAGUUCACCGUAAGAUCGAGAUAAAGAAAAAUGGUGGUCGGCGAGGCGAGUAUACACAACAUAAUGGGAGGAAUGGAGAGCACAGGCGGGGUGCGACUUCACAAUCACAAGCGGAAACUGAAACAGAGGUUCGACAUCAUAAAAAAGCUCGGCCAAGGUACAUACGGCAAGGUACAACUGGGGAUCAACAAAGAAACCGGUCAAGAGGUGGCUAUAAAGACUAUAAAGAAAUGUAAAAUAGAGACGGAAGCCGAUCUGAUCAGGAUACGGAGAGAGAUUCAAAUAAUGUCGAGCGUACAACAUCCGAACAUCAUCCAUAUAUAUGAAGUGUUUGAAAACAGGGAGAAAAUGGUGUUGGUGAUGGAAUACGCGGCUGGUGGCGAACUGUACGAUUAUCUGAGCGAACGGAAAGUGUUGACGGAGCACGAAGCUCGACGAAUAUUUAGACAGAUUGCCACUGCUGUCUUCUAUUGUCACAAGCACAAGAUCUGCCAUAGGGACUUGAAGCUCGAAAACAUUCUGUUGGAUCAGGUCGGGAACGCCAAGAUCGCGGAUUUCGGUCUGUCGAACGUGUUCGACGAGCAACGCCUGCUGAACACAUUCUGUGGUAGCCCGUUGUACGCCAGUCCGGAGAUCGUCAGAGGUACCCCCUAUCAUGGUCCUGAAGUCGACUGCUGGAGCUUGGGCGUCCUCCUUUACACUCUCGUUUACGGUGCCAUGCCCUUCGACGGAUCCAACUUCAAGCGAUUGGUUAAACAGAUUUCGCAGUCCGAUUACUUCGAGCCGAAGAGAUCGUCGCCUGCAUCUCCGCUCAUUAAAGACAUGCUGACCGUAUGCCCGGGAAAGCGAGCAGACAUUGAACGGAUCUGUACCCAUUGGUGGGUGAACGAGGGUUACGAGCAGAAUUGUUUGGACAUUGCCGAAGAUUUGGCGGCGCAGACACCCGUUCGGCUUGACUUGCUCCUCUCCCUGGUACCGCAGUCCGCGAGCGCGGAAAAAUUGGUCGUCGGCGAUCAACAGCCGGCUGGAGAUGUCGCGAACAACGUGUCUUCGGAUGUUCUGGUACCCACCAGGUGCCAUUCCGUUGGUAGUUUGAUGGAGUUAGAUCAAAGCAGUUCCGAUAGGCGGAUCAGAAGAGAGUUGCUCGAGGAAGAACCGAGGACUGCGCCCAUUACGGGAGACGCGAAGAGGAAAUUGGAGACUACGCCAUCGAUGGAUGAGACAGCUGCGGCCGGUGCGAAGAGAAAAGAACGAUCCCGGAGAAAAGAGAAGAGGGACGAGCCAGAGCCGAGAAUGUACAAGUCCGCAUCCAGGCAUCACUCAGCGCCUAUACCUAAUUCGAUUACGGAAGAAGCCAUGGAAGUAGAUCCUACCGUUCACGUUGUCCCUACCUGUAAUAUCGUUGAAUCAAAUAAACCGGAAGCGACGGCUGCCUGUUUAGAGUUGAUCAAAGAAUGUAACGAGAGAUCGCCGAGCAAGGAGCGAAGCAAAACCCCUGUUAUAGUUAGCCAAGAGCAACCGCUCGUGGAUGCGAAUCAGCAGACGAGACGAUUCGAGAGCGAGGCGAGUGAGGAGCCAGGCGAACGAGCGGAAACAGUGCUCGAACGAUCGCAGACAAUUUCCGCGUCUUCGACCGAUCCUUCGAAUGCGGCAUCGUCCAUCGAAAAGGACAAACGGCACGCGAAGGAAUCGUCCGUCCUCGAGGACAAUCGAGACGAUCUCGAGGCGACUCAACGAGAGUUUAAGAAAUUGAAGGAAAAGGCGCUUUCUCUCGACUCGGAAUUGUCAUCAUCGAACGACACGACGCGUGAGCUACCGGCGAAAACGUACGAGAGGAGGCGGUCGAAGAUAUUCGAAACCGCGGAGAAGUUUAAUCAGUUAGCGUCGAACGUGGCAGAAAACGAGAAACCAAAAAAGAUUUUUAUACCUGGUGUAAACGUUGGAGGAGCGAAGCGCGUAUUCGAAAGGAAGGCCAGUCUUUCGUCCCUAACCAGUCCACCACCGACGAAGCCCAGCGCUUCCAAGAUGAUAAUUGAUGUCCCGCCCACGCCGGAUGCCAAGAAGAACGAAAAAUCGGGUGACAAGUCCAAGUCUGCGAGGGAAGAGGAAGAAGAGGCGGUGGCAGUGGCAAAGAAGAAGGAGGAGGAGGAGGCGAGGAAGCAAGCCGUCGAUGUGAUAACUGGCGCCCUCGGGAAACCACGUAUACAGAGAAGAAUUAACAUCCCACCUGUUUCGCCUCCCUCGAGUCAUGAACCGAAGAAGCUUCCAUUGAAGAUACCAGUUGGAGAGAACGACACCCGUUCCGCGACGGUAUCCGUGUCUACGCCCGUCGAAACCAAGUUCUUCGAUGAGAAACCACCGGUUGCCGUCGCUAUCGAGACGCGUGACAAUAAUGACGACGACGAGGACAAACCAACAGUGUCCAGCAAGAUGGAAAUUACGCUGAAGAGUGCGACACUGCCUAGAUCGCGGAAAACGAGCAGAGCUGAGAUUUCUUUGUCGAGCCCGAAGUUGGCUAGAGCUGAGGAUCCCGCCGUGGCGUUCAAGUCCGAGGUCGAGGCUCGGAUCGACGCGUUCCAGCCACAGAAGCUGCGAACUCAACGAUCGGAAAUAGCGUUCCCUGUGCAGGCUGCGAUCCCGCGACCGGAUCGAAGCUCGAGCUUGGAGCCAGAUACCAAACCGAGGAACGCCGCCGCGCCGAAAGAAAGAAUAAUACCGAUACAGGUAGAAGCGGAGCACCGCCAGCAGUGCCGCCGUUCCGUAACUCCACCGCCUGUGAGACCACCGCCGAUGCCUCAGCGAUCGAUUUCGCAACGUUCGGGAUCGCUAUCUCGGCAGUCCACCGCCGAUUCGGACACGGACAGCGCCCUCGGCUCCACCGUUGGUCCAGAGCCAAUUCGCAAGAGUCCUAGGGAGUAUAUAAUUCCUAUUGCAGUGGAGGGCGGCGGAUACGUUACCCCUAGAUCGGGCAGCGUCGAGCCCGAGAGCAAGACCGCCACGCCGAACAGCGCGAACGUUCCGCGGUCCAGCAGAUUUGGUAGACCUCGAAGGAUGAGCUCUCUACUGUCGGAUGCCAGCGAGGACGAGUCCCCAUUCUCCUCGUUGCACAGGGAUAGCGAGGAUCUGCUGCAACGACACAUGCACCGAUUGAGGAGCUCUCGGCCAUCGAGGCAGCCGUCAGAGCACGCGGACAGCUUGUCUUCCGGAGAGGACGACGAUGACGAUGGAUUCGAGUUGUUGACAGCGGAGAACCUCUUUUCCACAUUGCUGUCCAGAGUGCGUAGCUUGACGCAACGACUGAACGUCGACGAUAACCGUACCGCUGGCUUUCCGAGUUCCCGGCUCUUCGGUAGACUAGGAUCGAACUCCUCGCAAGCCUUUUGGGGCCUGAACAAACCAUUGUCUAGCUACCAGACAUACGUCGAAACGAGGACCGUGACUACGCGGUUGUCGGAGUCUCAGUUCAGGCAUUCGUUGAGUCGCGACGGCGACACAUUCGGAAAAAAAGACUCUGCAAAUUCUUCGAACCCGGGGACACCGAACAGUCCGGGAAGCCAAGCCGGCAAUCAUUCGAGGGAGAGCGUGUUCGACAUCGGCAGUAAUACCCUUCCACGAGGUAAAAUAGCGCGUGAAGACGCAGAAGCGGACCCGCUCCGAAUCGGAAGAGAGAUGCGAGAGUCUUUCGAGCAAAGCUUUACGCCGAGCUUGGCCAGACGAUUGAGCAAAACGUUGAUCGAGCAAACUAGGCGAUCCUUGACGAGAUCGCCUUCUGUCUCGCGCGAGAAAGACUCGGUUCCGAGUUUCUUCGUCGAUUCGGCGACUUCCGAAGCCGCCGCAGAUCGAUCGAUCUCCACUGUUUCUGAUCAGACGGAGUACAAGGACCGAACUCCGACCAGUCGCAUCCUCGGAAGAAGCAACAGUUUGUUGGAGCCGACGAUCCACAGGGCUUCUGGUUCUCGCGUGUCGCCUCGACGAAGCGUCAGUCUCUUCGACAAUGACGACCAUCACGACCACGAGGACGACCAUGACAUCGACGGACGGGUCAACGAAGAUUCGGAUCACAGUUCUUCGAGGGAAGUCGGCAGGUGGUAUAAGGAUGCGGGCUGCGGACGGAGUAAGCUUCGGAAAGACAGCUUUCGUUCAUACAGGGCGGAUAAAAUCCAGGAAGAAACGAUGUACGACGGCAAAAGCGAUAACACCUGCUCCCUUUUCGAGUGUGCACCCGCUUCGGUGACCGAUUCGAACGCGAAAUCAUACGAGACGUCACCGACCGAGUCCUCUUCCUCCUCCUGCAACGUAGUCGGCGAAUACAAGUCGCCGUACAAGACGGAUUCGUCGAGGAACUUUGAGAACAGGUUGCUGGCUGCGGAGAAUCUGAUCAAAGAAUCGAAACUGAAGAACUUGGGACCGACGGCUUCGUCGGUGGGUAACAGGAAUUUGAGCUCCAGUUAUCAAGACACGGACAAAUGCGACAAACGAUCAUUGCUUUCAAUCGCAGAAGCGAGCGGGAUCUCCGUCGCCGUCCCGAAACGGCGAAGCUGCAUCCCGAGUCUCGGAUUACGGUCCGGAUCGUUGACGAGAGAGCCGAGUGUGGUCGUUGACCGCAGGAAAUCUUUCGCGGAUUCGCGGGACGCGAGUCUGAUCACGCGAAAUAGCGGUCCGGAAAAAUCCUUACUCGGCAGAAUCUUCAAGACUGCUUCCGGGAAUCGGGAGAGCGACUCGAAGGACAAGGAUAAAGAAAAGGAGAAGGAAAAGGACACGGAGAAACCGCAAAAGUGUAAACAACGACGGAUAUCCCGGUUCCUGCGACCAGACUUCUUCGACACGCCUAGAGAAGAGAGCCAAUAUGCGAAGGAGAAAGAUGAACGGAAAGCGGCGGAAAAUGAACGACGCAAGUCUCGGUUUAUUCGGAGAAAGAGCGAGAACAAGGCUGCGGCGAAUCCGAACAGGGAAGGUAGUGUCGAGCAGGAGAAAAAACGGGAGAAAGAACUGAAAAACGAGAUUAAUUCGUUGAGAAGAGAUCGCCGAUCGCGAGACGAAUCUUGCGAGGAAAGAGCGAACGCGCAGAGGGAAUCGCCGGAGGGAGGAUCAAAAGACGGGUUCCUGCAUUCGCUGGAAAAGAAGUUAGAGAGGCUUCGGUCGAACGAGGAUAACGCGCAACGGAAGAAGCGCGUCGCGAAAUCAACCGCGAAUGGAAGAUGGAAAAGUGAAACUGCGCGAGAACGAUCCGCGCCACCCAUCGACUGCUCUACAAUGAGCGAGCACACCGUCAGCGCAAAAAGAGCCUCCAGCGUCGAAGAACUCUGUCCGCCGAAGAACUCAAAAAAUGGCAAAGCAGUCUCUUCGGUGUUGGGCUUGUUCAAGACGGAUUCGAAGCAAUUGGCGAACGGUUCUCGAUCGCAGAGUACGAUCUUAAGCAGAUUGAAGAAAAGCCCGCCGAAAACUUCCAAGCCCGCGAAACCUGGAGACGAAGAAGCGACGACUCCUGUCACCGGUAGCAGUAGAAUACCGACGAAACUCGAUACCAAGUCGACGAAAAGAAUUGGCGGCAACGGUGAUGCAAAAAGAUCGGACGCAAAGACCGAGUCUUCACCGAAGAGGUCCCCGCCGAAGGACGGGCCGAUCCUCCCAAAGGAAAAAAGGGCGUCGCGGGAAAGAGAGCCAGAUUCUGGAAAACCUAUCUCGGAUCGAGACAUCGAGGAGCGAAAUGGCAACGAUCGCGAGGAAAAGGAAGGAGCAUCGAAAGCGGUGAAGAAAUCGGUGGACAAGAGCCGAAAGAAGGUGACGAGUCGAACAUCGCUAGACAACGGUUCGUCCACGGAACCGAGUAAGCUCGAGGAUGACGAAGCGGAAAAGAAGGCGAAGAAGUCGGUGAAAAAGAUCUCCGCCGAAUCUUCGGAAUGUAACGACUCUCGAGACGGCGUCAAGAAGAAGAAAGUCGUUCGCGCGGUGAGGAAGAUCACGAAGAAAUCCGUCGAUUCCGCCGCAGUUAUUAACGAUCGCGCUAACGCGACCGCGGAAGAAAAGGACGCAAAAGUGAAAGUGGUAAAAAAGAAGGUGACCGGUAGCAAUGACGAGGAAACGAACGGUAUUUCUAAAUCGAAAGAGAACGGGUUCGACGAAACGGAGGCCGCUGCUACGACGGUGGAGGAAAACCGAUCGACCGGGGUUGUCGAAGAAUCUCAACGGGGCAAUAGAAGCAACCUGAAGCUCGACUUAUCCAAGAUACCUCAGCACUCGUUUAGGAAUAAAAAGGACUCGCCCAAGUCGGAUUCGCCAAAGAAUCCCGGUAAGGACGUCGUCGCUUCGAUUGAUGAGGACGUCCCCGACAAGUUGACGGAGUGUCUGUCAAAGGUAACGCAUCACGCCAGCAUCACCGGCAACAAGAUAAUCAUCGACAAGCCGUUGCGCGCCCGAGACGUGGCAGAACUGAAGAAGGAAGUGGCCGAAUGUGCCAGAAUCAUCGAAGAAUGCGCGCCACAGCCACAGCCGAGACUCGAGCCGGGCACCGAAGAGACUCUCAGACAAUCAAAUCAAACUACUAAAUCAACCGAUGACGAGCAGUUGACAGAUUCGAAGAGCGACAGCAUCGUCGCUCCGAAGCUACCUUCGGUUCAAUAUCCGAACGAGCUUCUGUCUCCGGACGAACCGGAGAGUUUCGAUUCGUGGUCGGUCAGCUCGACAGAGUUGAGAACCGACUUGCACUCACCCACGCACUCGCUGUACGCUGGGAUCAGGAAUGACGACGGGAACUCAGAAUCGGUGAUUGACCGCAUUCGCAGGCGAAGCUUCUAUACUCGGUUCAACGAUCGGCGAAGACCAUCUCUGACGGCCCCUCCGCCGGGUGUCGGUCUUCCGCGAAAAUCAAGCUUUACCGGACAUUGGGAUCGCGCCAGCGGCAAGUACGGAACGACGACGAAUAGAAACUACGGCACGUAUGAUCGAGCCGGGGCAGUUGGUCGCAAUCGGUCUCUUGAUCGUACGGUCUAUACUUCGAUCGAUCUCAAGUCGCCCAACGAGCGCCUCUCUUCCUCGUACGAUCCUCUCGGGAGGUACCUCAGAUCGCCCACCUUCGACCUCUCGCCUUCCAGAUCCAGAAGGUACCACAGCGUCGACUUUUCCGGGGAUCCUGAUCCGAGUUACAGAUGUUCGUUCGCGAGUUCAUUGAACGAUACUUUUGGGUACUCUUCUCUCCCGAGAAGAUACGGAACGGAACCGAGAACGAUCGAGUAUUAUGAGGAAUUGCUGGCACCCAGCACCGGUGACUAUCUACCGGCGAGGAGGUCGCCGAUAUCCGCUGAAUAUUCGAACGGGUAUCGUCGCGACGGAAGCUUCGAGUCGGCCUCUAAUCGAAAAUCUACUACAGAGAAUCCUUCUGCCGUUAUUCUCGAGACAACUCCGAUCGUCUCCUGCGACGAACGGCCAGUGGAUCAUAGAAGGAGCACCGAAGCGACCGAAACGAAGCAUUCGCCGACGACAGAUGUAACGACCGGUUAAGCGGAUCCCAUAAGCGUUUUCGUUUUCUCAGCGCGUGCUAACGAGAUGGAUUCGGAUCAUCGAUUAACUUUAGCGAAGCACGACUGCCAGGAUCGGAUGCUGUACGGUUCGAAGAAUCGUCGAAACAGCGAUUCGAAAACGUUCUCUUUCGAUCGUAUGAAUCUUCUAGUCCGUUAACUUAGUCGACGUAGGAUGUUAGUUAAAAUCGAGACUGCCCGCAUCGAUGACGCGACGAUCCAGACUUUGGCGCACCAGCUUCCUUCAAGCAUCGACGACGACGAUUGUCCUAAUCGCCGCGUGUUCCUUAUGGUCGCGUCGUCACGACCACUCCUCGAAUCAAUCUGUCCAAAUUUUCUGUUUCUUUUUUCUCGCGCGCAAUACGCGAAUGUUUGAUACCGAAACUAAUACCAGUUCUCUACAGUUACUAUUAUUAUUACUCUUGCCGUAGCGAUAUUAUAGUGUUCGCUGAUAAAUACAUACUACUGCUAUCGUAGAUGGCAGAAUUCGAAUCUGUACGAUGAUUACGAUUAUCGUCGUCGUCGUCGUCGUUAUUAUUAUUGUUAUUUUUUAUUAUUAUUAUCGCGUUAGUAUGUAUAACAGUGUGCGUAAUUAGUAUUUUCCACUAUUUUCUGUUUUGUCUGUGAGCAAUCGUGAGUUACUUAUCUCGAUUAUAUACGGGACGGCCUAGGUAUCAGUUUUACCUAGUUUCGACCCCUCCGAGACACGUAGAGUUCGUCAAAAGGAUUUUUUCCGCGGUAUAUUUAUAAUGGUAAAUGCGACGUUUUGUCGCGGUUGACACGGAACGUUGCGACGACCAUCGGUUAUUGCUGGAAAUAUCAGAUUCGUUUUCGCUAGCCCCGUCCAUCGGUCUGUCGUUUGUCGUGUAUGCGUUUUCUACUGGUGUUUUCCAUAGACUUAUAUACUAGACUGCGCGUGUCCUGAGAGAAGUUGAAGUCUACAUUAAAGUGAGAGGACAAUAGCUGGAGCUGGGUGUAUGUGUCUCUCUUUAAUCUGCCAAAUUGUGGAGGCAAACUACGGGCAUUUAUUUAUACAUGUAAAAGUCUAUGAAAUUGUUGCGUUUAGUAUUCAGGUUCAGAGCGGAUAUUUGAUGAAGGAUUUUUGUAUACUGUUAGAUACUUUAUAAAUGAAUAAACGUGUAGCGAUAUAUAAGUAUAAGUAAAUUACUUAUAAUUUAUUUAGUUUUUAAUAAUCAUUUGAACCCGAACUUGAAAUGCAGCAAUUUUAUAGACAUUCAUGUAUAAAUCAGUGCCCCUACCUUGGCCCCAUCAUCUGGCAGAUGAGAGUCUAUGGUGUUUUCAAAUAAAAUCAAGCUAUUCGUUGCAA